Molecule: messenger RNA, 1212 nt
Organism: Lachancea fermentati
Lineage: Eukaryota; Fungi; Ascomycota; Saccharomycetes; Saccharomycetales; Saccharomycetaceae
Source: the annotation of a GenBank genome assembly
AUGUCUUAUAACCAGAAAAAAAAAUUGAUGCCCAAGUCGGCUUUGUUGGUCAAGAAGUACCAGCGUCCGAUUCGCGCAGCAUUUCUGAGCUUGGUAGCAGCUCUAUGUCUGCUUUUCAUUCUUCGCGGGCCGGCAAACAGUGGCGAUAGCAAUAUUGCUGCCACGGGCACCGGAAAACGUAUAAUGCCUCACGCAGAUAUUGUGCAAAAAGUACACUACCCAAAAGAUGAUGGGAAGAAGGAGAAUGCUGCAUUUGUUACAUUGGCACGAAACAAGGACCUUUGGGACCUGGUACCAUCGAUUAGGCACAUUGAAGAUCGUUUCAAUAGGAAGUACCACUAUGACUGGGUCUUCCUGAACGACGAACCAUUCGAUGAAGAGUUUAAGAGAGUUACAUCUGCAUUAGUGUCCGGAACAACCAAGUACGGUUUAAUUCCAGAGGAACACUGGUCCAUUCCUGAAUGGAUUAAUAAAGAGAAAUUUGAUCAAGCGAGAGAGAAGAUGCGUAGUGAAAACGUAAUAUACGGAGAUGCGAUUUCUUACAGACAUAUGUGCCGAUAUGAGUCUGGCUUCUUUUGGCGCCACAAACUAUUAGAUGACUAUGAAUGGUAUUGGCGUGUAGAACCUGAAAUUCAAAUAUUUUGUGACAUCGACUACGACGUGUUCAAAUUCAUGAGAGAAAAUGGUAAGAAAUACGGGUUCAUCUUAUCGUUAAGUGAAUAUCAAAACACAAUCCCAACUUUAUGGGAUAAGACCAAAACUUUCAUGGAAAAAUAUCCCAAGCACAUACAUAAAAAUAACCUCAUGGACUUCAUCAGUGAUGAUGGUGGCCGAAACUACAACAUGUGUCACUUUUGGUCCAACUUUGAGGUAGGAUCACUAGACUUUUGGCGUUCAGAGGCGUACCGUGAUUACUUUGAAUAUCUGGAUAAAAGUGGUGGGUUCUUUUACGAGCGUUGGGGUGAUGCGCCUGUUCACUCGAUUGCUGCGGCACUAUUUUUAGACAAAGAUGAGUUACAUUUCUUCGAUGGUAUUGGUUAUUACCAUCCGGCAUUUACUUCCUGCCCAGUGGAAGAAAGUAUCAGAGUUCAGAACAAGUGCGCCUGUGAUGUUGAGAAAGACCAAACUUGGUAUACCUACUAUUUCUGCACUAGGAAGUACUUCAAGGCCAAAAAUCUGUCUCUACCUCCUGGUGUCGAACCAUCACCAUAA